AUGGACUAUUUGCAAUAUAAAUUGCAAGAAGUGGAGCAAACACUGAAAACAACCAUCGAGAAAGUGGACUCUAAGUUCGAGACAAGAAUGAAUGCGGUGGAAAAUUCAUUGCAAAGUACAAUAAUGGAAAUUGAACAAGCCUCAAAGGAAAGGCAUAUUAACCUGCAAGACAUGCUAAUCAGACUGGAGAAAAAUGAUAAGGAAAGGGUGGAGAAAGGCUUGAAGACAAUUGAAAUCAAAACACGUGGCGGAUUGGAAGAUCUUCAAAAUCAGUUGAAUUUCAAUAUGAGCCACAUUCGGCAACAUCAAAUCGCGCAAAUCAAAUCGUACCAAGAAACGUCGGAUACGGAGCUCAAGAAAAUAGAUGAAAACAAGAAUACUCUUGACAUGUUGACAGAUUCGGUACGAAAUAUUAGUAUCCAAGGAAAUUUCAACACUAUGUUGCUUAACUUUAUGCAUCCAGUGAGUUCAUGUCGGCAAGCUCCCAAUGUAUCAGGAAAAUACAUGAUCAAAAUUGCGGAGAAUACCAAACCAUUCGAGGUACUUUGUGAACAAACUAAGUUCGAAGGCGGCUGGACGGUCAUCCAGCAAAGGUUUGACGGUUCAGUCGAUUUUUAUCGGAACUGGACCGAGUACCGCAAUGGAUUCGGGAGUUUGGACGGUGAAUUCUGGCUCGGGCUAGAAUACGUGUAUCAAAUGACGAGAAACCGACCCCACGAACUGUUGGUGGAGAUCAAAGAUUUCCAUGGAAAUUACGCAUACGCUAAGUACGAAGAGUUUGAGAUAGGUAGUGAGUCAGAGUCGUAUGUGUUGAAUAAAUUAGGGACACACUCAGGGACAGCGGGAGAUUCGAUGCGAGACAAUCAGGAUGAAAAGUUUAGCACAUUCGAUCGUAACAAUGAUAUAACAGUUGGUAAUUGCGCUGAGGAGCGACACGGGGCCUGGUGGUACUAUCAUUGCACCUUUUCCAAUUUGAACGGCCGUUAUCAGAACACAACAGAUUAUAUGAGUGCGAUGUCGUGGUACUAUUUCAAAAACGAUUAUCGUGGUAUGUCUUACUCGAGAAUGAUGAUUCGCAGUAUCGUCAAUUAG
Messenger RNA from Anopheles coustani, 1092 nucleotides. RefSeq names its product microfibril-associated glycoprotein 4-like. The transcript is spliced from 3 exons. The record is from RefSeq and is a predicted model, not a curated record. Lineage: Eukaryota; Metazoa; Arthropoda; Insecta; Diptera; Culicidae. Bases 1 to 1092 code for a protein of 363 amino acids.